Molecule: messenger RNA, 474 nt
Organism: Eruca vesicaria subsp. sativa (arugula)
Lineage: Eukaryota; Viridiplantae; Streptophyta; Magnoliopsida; Brassicales; Brassicaceae
Source: the annotation of a GenBank genome assembly
AUGUCUUCGAUUUUUCCAGGUUUCUCAUCUGAACCGGUACUUCUAAACAAAAGAGGUCCCGGUCUGGCAAAUAAACCUUCUAACCAGACUGGUUUGAACAUUUUCCUUUUGGAAAAAGAUGAGCGGCGAAGGAAACGAAGAAAAUCAAACCGGGAAUCUGCUCGACGGUCGAGGAUGAAGAAACAAAAACACCUAAACGACGUGAGAAGCCAGCUUAACCAGCUCAAUACAGAGAACCACGAACUAGGAAACAAGCUCCGGUACGUUAUGCACCAUUGUCAACACGCCAAUAUGGAAAACGAUCGUCUGCGACUGGAACACCAGAUUCUACGUGAUAAGCUGUUAAACUUACGACAAGCUUUGAUGCUGAGGAAAUUCCAGCAGAGUUCUACGUGUGCCACUUGGUCGUGCGUUAACAGUACCGUUGUAACGGUCCAUCAGAAUCCGUUAAUGCUAAGAGAUCACGUAAUUUGA